GCGAUUAACAGCAACGCCAGGCUGUAUUUCAAACCGAGCAACAACGGGAAGGAAAAGAACGUUGGGACGAACAAAAAGAUAAAUUGGAUAUUUGAAUAUCUGACUGUCCCGUGACAGUCGCUGACAGCGUUUGGCAGAGACUUGGGGAUAACAUACCGCUACUUUCCUCUGUGCGCCAUGCGCGGAUCCGACUGAGCAUCCUUUAGAGCAGAGACGCAGAGAUUUACUGGGAACCCAUGGGCUGCUUUACCUCGUUGGAAAAUAACGCCUCGUUUUAUUGCUUCAUGCCAUCGCGUUUGUGAAGUUCUGAGAUUGGAUUUUCGAGGAAUCUCUACGCGCAUGUAAGACUGACAUGACUUACUUGGAUGUGGCUUCGUUAAUGCCUGCGCCUACUGCAGUACUGUUUUUGGCUGUAACUUGAAAAAAAAAGAGAGCGAUCCUUCGCCGCGAAGAUAUGGAUAGAGAGUUCUCAGUCCGGAUUUAUAAGCUUAUUAACCUGGAGUUGGACGUAAAUGACAUUCGCGCCGGUUCACUUGCACGGCUAUAGAUGCAGAACUAAACCGGAUAGCACCACAUCCAGGUCCGGGAGAGUAAAGGGCAGGUGCGCUUUGGAGUCAGCGGCUGCGCGGAGAGACCGGGCUAGUGGAUUAGGACGAUACCUGUCUGUGGUGAGCGCGUCAUGCGGACUCGGAUGUCGCGCACAAGAAGCCAUUAAAACCUGUAGGCUGGAGCUAAAAGAUAAGCGGAUAUGGGCUCUGCUCUGCGGCGUCGCUGGCUAGUGGUCCAACUCCUGAUGCAGGUGUGGCUGGCGGCAAAUCCAUCUCUGAGUGAGCGCCCAUGCCCCAAGAGUUGUCGCUGUGAUGGAAAGAUUGUGUACUGUGAGUCGAGCGCCUUUCGUGAUGUCCCGAAGAACCUCUCAGGAGGCUGUGAGGGCUUGUCCUUACGGUACAACAGCCUUGCCAGUCUUCGUGCAGGCCAGUUUGUGGGGCUAAACCACCUCAUCUGGCUCUACUUGGACCAUAAUUACAUUGCCUCCGUAGAUGGAAUGGCCUUCCAGGGGGUCCGCAGGCUUAAAGAACUGAUCCUGAGUUCCAACAAGAUCACAUCACUCCACAACACCACAUUCCACCCAGUCCCAAAUUUGCGUAAUCUCGACCUGUCGUACAAUAAACUGCAAGCCUUGCAGCCUGGGCAAUUCCAGGGCCUACGGAAGCUUCUCAGCCUGCACAUACGGUCAAACUCUCUAAAAACUAUCCCUAUGCGCCUGUUCCAAGAUUGCAGAAAUCUUGAGUUUCUUGAUCUAGGUUAUAAUCGUCUGCGCAGCAUCACUCGGAAUGCAUUUUCAGGCCUUGUCAAACUCACUGAGCUGCAUCUGGAGCAUAACCAGUUCUCAAAGAUCAAUUUCUCCCACUUUCCUCGCCUCUACAAUCUGCGGGCUCUUUACCUUCAGUGGAAUCGCAUUCGCUCAAUGAGCCAGGGCCUGACAUGGACCUGGGCCUCCAUCCAGAAACUGGAUCUGUCAGGGAAUGAACUGACAGAAGUAGAUGCUGUAGUUUACCAAUGCUUACCCAACCUGCAGACCCUCAACCUGGACUCCAACAAGCUGACCAACGUUUCCCAGGAGGUGGUUGAUGCCUGGAUCUCUUUGACUAUGAUUAGCUUAGCUGGGAAUGUAUGGGACUGUGGCCCUGCCAUCUGUCCUCUAGUGGCCUGGCUGAGAAACUUUAGAGGGGCGAAGGAGACCACCAUGAUUUGUGCCUCCCCCAAGAAAGCCCAGGGUGAGAAAGUUAUGGAUGCUAUUGAAGCUUUUGGUGUUUGUCAGUCAAACCCAGCGACAACACUUACAGUGAGUAUUCCUCCAAACCCAUCCAGUAUCCCCGUGCAGACUGAGCGUCACCCAGCCAUUCUGGCUUCUCCUACUGGUUCGGGAAAGAGAGGCGAGGGACCUCUUAGGGGUCCCACGUCAUUAGCGGUUACCCCACCUGUGGCACUUCCCCCAGAACCAGACUUGGAGCCUGUCUCUUUCCAUAAGAUUGUGGCUGGAAGUGUUGCCCUUUUUCUGUCUGUUGCUAUGAUCCUGUUGGUAAUCUACGUAUCUUGGAAGCGCUAUCCUAGCAGUGUCAAGCAGUUGCAGGAGCAUUCAGCAGCAGCCCGUAAACGUCGCAAGAAAGCUAGAGAGACGGAGCGCACCCUGAGCUCUCCCCUGCAGGAGUACUAUGUGGACUACAAGCCCACCAAUUCUGAGGCCAUGGAUGUGCUUGUCAACGGGACCGGACCCUGCACGUAUACCAUCUCAGGCUCCAGAGAAUGCGAGGUCCCUCACCAGAUGGGUGCCCUGACCUUCUACCGCUAUGAACAGCCGAUUGUUGACUACUGCCAGGCCCAUCAACCCCUGCGGCUCAACAUGGGCUAUGAAGGACCCCCACAGGGCCUGGAAGGCCUGGAGGACCUGGGGCCAUGCGAUAGGGGCACUAUACAGACAGUGGCGCUGCCUGCCGUGCCCUCUGCCGUCAGCAUGGGCGCCCCUGUACCAGGGCCUCGCUCUCCUCCACCACCCCUAAGACCACCGACCGAAGGUCCCAGCAGCGGCCCCUUUCCUCCCGCUGAGCGCACCGGCACACUCAAAUUUGGACGCUAGCGAGCCUCGGUUGUUUGAAGCGGGGGCAAGGGUCUCUGAUUCGCCGUGACUUUGAAAUGAAGGGGCAGGCGAGCUGGUUACUCAGUGGGGCCUUGUUUUUACAACAUGAAUACAUGAACUGGAGGAUGAAAUUUUCAAAUUAUGCCUGGAGGGAUUUGACAACACACAGUCUCACCAGUGUACAGUAGGGUGAGACACACCUUGCUGACCAUUUUGUUUUUCUUUUCCAAAGCACCUCACAGAAAAAAAAAACAAAAACAAAAAAACAAAACAAAAAAAAAAAAAAAAAAAAACAUUACCAACCGACUCAUGGGACGUAAUUCAGCAUAUGACAAAAACUAUUACCUUGUUUCCAAAUCUGGUCUGGGGCACCUUUUCGCAGCGAGCUGAGUCAAAAGGGAAAGUGCAAUAAACACAAGUUCUGGAUCACAAACCGUGGGAGCAGUAACAUAAGAGAUCUAAGAGAUGGAGGUAGACAUCACGUGCCAAGCAGGAGGCUUCUUACUGUGAUUAUUAUUCACAUUUCUACUCAUCUGUUGUCAGCAAAGGGUGAACAUACAGUAUAUUAUUUCAUAAAGAGGAACAAUUACACAUGGAUUCUUUUGUUUCUUUAGAUGUUGUACUUAAUUCCAUUAAUGUGCAUGUUAAACCAAAGAGUUUACUAAUAUUUUUCUUUAAUGCACAUAAGCUAUUUUAUGUAAGUGGAUUUUUUUUCUUUUUCUUUUUUUUUUUUUAAAAAUGUCAGCUGUUGCUACUAAACUAGCCUCUGCCAGCUCACAUUUACAAUUACCAUCAAACGCGAUGGUAUUUUCAUAUGAACUGGGACUUUCCUCACAGAUUAGCAAAGUACUCAAGCGUUACCUACAAGGGGGGUAAUAUAACUGAAAUUUUAAAGGAGAUAUGCAUCAUAAUAUAAUGUAUCUAGCCUGAUCCUCCCAACAUCAGGUCAGUUGUUGUCCAUGAUCUUAGUUAUACUAUGAACAACAUGACAGUGGCAUAAACAGAGUGCUCCAUGAAUUUCUGAAACAGACAGAGGCCCCUUUAAACGGCAGAACAAGAAAGUACUGUAUAACAUUAUAUCCCAGCUGUAUGAUUCACUAUGCUUUAAAAGGGGGAAAUUAUGGGGAAUUCAUGUGAAAAUAAGUACAUUUGAAUGAAAAGUGUUGUACAUAUUACCGAAGAGGUCUACUUUACUGAAGGUCAAACCACUCUCACUGCCCCAAACGGUCAUUUGAAGCAUGGUCGAGUCAAUGUUUGACUUUCAUCUCACUGGACUAUUUGAAGAGCACCAUGUUGCUGGGUUGGCAAAGCUCAAGCCAUGUGCUGCUGUCUCCCCCACAGCUACAGAGAACAACGGUGCCUAGUGGGGACAUGUCGAACCAGCACGUUGACUCCUCUUCGACCUGCAUAUGAUCCCAUGGACUGUACUGGGAAUAUUGCCUGGCAUCUCCUUCCCCACCCCCUCCGGAAAGUGUGCCUGCAGCACUGGACUUUAUUGCACCCAGCAACACUUUGGCUACGGUGUUAAGCACUGCUACUUACUGACUCGUGGAGCUACUGAGGACUUCAGAUAGGGCCCGCGAUGGCCUGUCAAAUAUCAUCUAUGGCUAAAUCCAAGCAGUGCACCAAGGUCAGUUUCUACAUGUCAGUGGUCAUGUAUUCCGGGGAGUUGUGGAAGCUGUGCUCGGUCCUCCCGCAGAGCGACUGAUUGGUCCACAGAUGAAACUGCGAUGGGGCCAAAAUUCCCCCCACAAAAGUGGGCAUAUCCUCAAGAUAAGAGAACUUUUUUUGGCUUUUUUGUUUUUUUUUGUUAUCUUUCCGGCUUGAAACAAAAGACAGUUUUUUGAGUGUUCAAAGAUGAUGUCAAGACAUUCUAUAAGACUAAUCAAAGGACAAAAUCAAAUAGAACUUAUUUAUCGUGUAAAUAAUGAGUCUUUAAAGAAGAAGAAGAAGAAAAAAAAAUAUGAACUUCACUUCUUCUGACACACAAACUGCUUGUGAACAGAAGAGAAGCCUUAUUCACUUUCCAGUGGGAAUAUAUUACCAAGAUGACUCGGUGAGGAAGUUCCUACUGUAACGCUCUUGUUGUUUCAAUGAUAAAUAUUUUUCUAUAUGCUCCCAUCACUACUCUGCCAUUGAAACACAGAUUAUGUUACCGAGGUUAUUUGUCAAACCCGAUCAUUUUACUUAAUCACAUAAAGAGAGGGGGGAGAUUGGGAGCCCUGUUAUUAUGAUAUAGCCAACGUCAGGAGCCAAACCUCACAGAGAUCCAUAUUUUCUGUUCUGAACUCAGACGUGUUCGAGAGCUCGUCUCGCAGGUGGCGUUUGCAUGAUUUGUUGUCAGUUACAGCCCCAUCCGCUCCUCUCGUUCAAGUAUUUCUGCCAUUUCAAGGUCUGCUCGGGGAAGAAGAAGUAGCGGUGUGCUGUUCUUUAUACCAAGAGUUAAACGUGUGGAGGGUUUCUUUUUGACGUGCCAUUAUUUUGUUAAGUGUUUUACCAAAAACCAGACCCAAAAACAACAAGUGACCCAAAAGUCUCCAUUGUAUCACAACUAAGAAGGGUUUGGUCCCCUUCAUGUACAGAACAUUGCAUUGAAAAAAAAAAAGAACAUAAUAAUAAGCAGUGGAUUCGUUCAGUACAGUUGCUUAAUAGUGCUGGUGGAGUUUACUUUGUAAUAGCAGCUGUGCCAAUGUCUUUAUAAUGGGAGCUCUCUCAAUUCUAUCCAUGUAUUGUCUUGCCUUGCUCUGUAUCACCCCCUGAUAACUCCUUGGCCUGAAUUUCAUGUCUGCCGCUCGGUGACUCGGGUGAACCUGUUUAAUGAUGUUCUAUUUCUGUCCGCAUGCUAUUUCGGGAAACUAUGCCCGGUUAGGGAGGAGCGCUGAACCGGAGACAAACAGUACUGGAGUCAUUUCCUGUCUUGAGUGCCCUAGAACCAACAGCUAGCGCCAUGGACGACUAUGCGUUUUUUAAAAGGCAUCUUUGUUUGCCGACCCAUUCCGGCUCUUGCCUCACCUUAAAGUCCUCUGGCACAGUAGGCCGUUAAACAGAGAAAGAGUCUUGCGUUGGGCAUCCACUCCAGGGACAGACUUUCCCUUUAAUAGUCUCCUGCUAAAGCCCAGCAUCCCAUAGAUGGUAAUUACUUCAGGUUUCCAGAGCAAUGAUAACAGUUCAAUUCAGCCUGAACACAAAUCACAGCUACUUUGCCCUUCAUGUGUAAUUGGGAAAUGAUAAUAAAGUCUCCGUAUGUUCACAAUUAAGUCAGUUACUAGUAAUCUAUUGAUUUAUCAUGACUACCUCCCUGAUGAGAUCAGAUGUGUUCAGCAGAAUGUCUGAACCCUGCUGCCAGUAGUUAUUUUGUCUUUUGUCCAUUUCCUUUGCCAUCAGAGAGCUGGAAGCACAAGCGCUGCAUGCUAAUGAUGCAUGUUCGAGCUGAACUUCAGGACCGUCUGCGCUAGCCCCGCAAUGCCAACAGGCUUGAUUUUCCCCCUCCACUAUGUUUGUUUAUGGUUUUGUAUACCCCGUGAUCCCCAACCACCCCUCCACACUCUUUGAGUUUGGGCUCAAGUACCCGCUGGGAACGUUUCUUCUCUUUUCUCCUAUUUUGCUUUUUGCUUCGGGUGGGGUGAAUAAAGGUCUGAAGAACUGCAGCGAAAACUUUCAUAUUUUAGUGUUUAUGCUUAAAGGAAAAGCUAAAUGUGCAUCUCUUUGGAGAAUAGGGGCAAGGAGACAGAGAUGCUGUGCAACCGUAAAGGACAAAUGGGUAGGCGCGAGGACAUUUUAAAUCUUAAAAUGAAAGCUUUGUUAGAACCCUGUAUGUCCCCGGCAACUUAAUUUUCACUGUAAGAAAUGACACACAGCUCAGCCAAGCUCUGGCUAACACAGAUAGUCUGUAGAGUCACGUACGGCACACAGGUUAAACUGAAAACUUACUUGCAUCUUCUGAACUGUAUGUACUAUGCAUGCACUCAUACAAAUAUACUCUUUAUUUGAAACAAAAUUAUAGUUUGCACCCAGAAUCCACUGUUGACUUGUCUUUAACUGCAGAAGCAAUCAUGCAUAAAUGCAUUCACAGGCAAGAAAAAAAAUAUAUACACACACCCGUUCCUUGAUAAAUGAUUAUAAAGUACUGCAGGUUUUGACACUGCCAUCCAUUCCAGUUCACCCAAGGCCAUCUGUGACAGUUCAGUAGGUUCUAAUCCAUUACCUGAUAAAUAGAUGUGAAGAAUUAAUUCCAAGCCAGACGUGGAUUUGCAGCUUUUCUUCCCUUCGCUAUACAUCUGUGUCUCUCCAGCAGGCAGCGCCCGGGGAAAGCCCUUGCAGUCAUGACUCCUUCAUACCAGUCAGCACAUAUGGGUAAGGAUGGGCUUAGUAGAAAAAGCUCUUCAUCUGCCACUUUCCAAUUUGAGUUUAGUGCGUCAUCAGUGCGUGCACUGACUGAAAAUGGUAAGAAUUAAUGCCACUGUCGUGCUAAAGAGAGACUGGAAGCAUUGCUAGUGAGUUAUUGUAGCUAACCCGCAUGUACCCAGGUGGCCCCCGUGCGUAAGUGUGUGUGCGCCCGCGCAUCUAUAGCAGUACCUACUCCUCUACCUCCUCUGAACCAAUGUCACCAUUACUGAUGUUCAGGCCAGCCCAGUCCCCAUUGAUUGUUAUUGUUCCAUGCUGUUUCACAUUAGCAGGAAGUCUUUAACCCCUGACCCGCAUUGUCCUGACUCUGUUUUUCUGCCAUUGCUCAUGUCAGAGGGGACACAGUGAGAGAACGCGUGAUCAUUAACCUCUGUCAGGGAAACACACUUUUUCGUUUGUCUGACCAAGCCCGUUUACGGCCCUAAUUGGAUUUAAUGUGAGCACCGAAGAAAGGAAGGGUUUUAUGUAAAUGGGGCCGCGUUCGUCUCCUGCUGAUGACUCGGAGAGCGCGGCGAUGGAGGAAUCAGAGGGAAACAGACAGAAAGCAAUAUCUGAAUUAGCCUUUGUUCAAAGCACAGGCUCAAGCACUUCCCCUACAUUUUCUGUUGCCGCCUCUUUUUGUUAUUUUUUUAUUUAUUUUUAUUUUUUUUUAAAGCUUUCCACACAUAAACCACGGGAUCCCCGCUGUCUCCUUCUCAUCAACUACUGUACCUGCAGAGAGCACCAUUUUUCUGUAGGGUGUAAAUAUGCGCUGCAUUGUUUUCUUUGGUAGUUGGUUUGUUGUUGAUUUUUUUUAAUUUUAUUUUCUUAUUUGGGUUAUUUUUACUGUAUUCAGACCUAAAGCAUUUUUGUGGAGACCUGGUCCAAGCGCAAAAAUAUGGCUCUUCUUUGAGUAUAUUAUUGUCAGAAAAUGUUUUGUAAAAAUUUUGAUGAUGAUAUCAGAAAUAAACAUCUAAAGAUGGGA
Messenger RNA from Mugil cephalus (flathead mullet), 8006 nucleotides. RefSeq names its product leucine-rich repeat transmembrane neuronal protein 4. The record is from RefSeq and is a predicted model, not a curated record. Gene Ontology annotation, molecular function: protein binding. The transcript is spliced from 3 exons. Lineage: Eukaryota; Metazoa; Chordata; Actinopteri; Mugiliformes; Mugilidae. The coding region runs from base 749 to 2638 and encodes 629 amino acids.